CCUCGGGGGCGGGGCCUGGGCAGAAGAUGGCCGCCGCGCGCCCGGAACCCCCGAGUCCGAGCUCAGCGGCCCCGGAGCCGCGAUCCCCGGAGCCUCCGGACCUGGGAUCUGAGGGAUGCGUCUUGAUGCCCAGGAGAGGAUUUGGGUGGAAGGAGAAACGACUGCUCCAGGUCCUGGUACCUGAUGAUGGCCGCCCAGCCACCCCCCCGAGUGACCUCAUCGAGAUCCAGGUGGUGAAGGUGACGGACACCACGCUGGUCCCCGAGCCCCCGGAGCCAGGUUCUCUGCACUGUGCCUUGUGCCCGGCUGCCUUCCGGCUGGUCUCCGAGCUGCUGUUCCACGAACAUGGUCACCUGGCGGGGGCUGAGGGUGGCGGGCAGGGUGGGGACCCCAGCCGGUGUCAUGUGUGUGGCCACAGCUGCCCUGGCCCCGCCAGCCUCCGUGCCCACUAUAGCCUGCACACGGGUGAGCGGCCCUACCGCUGCGCCCUCUGCCCCCGGGCCUUCAAGGCCCUGGCCCCCCUGCUGCGGCACCAGCACCGACACGGGGUGGAGCCGGGGGCCCCUCGGAGGCCCCCGGAGACGGCGGCGGCGGCAACUCGAGAGCAGCGGCCCUGGGCGCCCCCGGAGAGGUCGGAGGUGGUGCUGGCGGCGGCAGCGGCGGGCGCGGCGGUGGGGAAGCCCUUCGCCUGCAGGUUCUGCGCCAAGCCGUUCCGCCGCUCCUCAGACAUGCGAGACCACGAGCGGGUGCACACGGGCGAGCGGCCCUACCACUGCGGCGUGUGCGGCAAGGGCUUCACCCAGUCCUCGGUGCUCAGCGGCCACGCGCGCAUCCACACCGGCGAGCGCCCCUUCCGCUGCAGCCUCUGCGACCGCACUUUCAACAACUCCUCCAACUUCCGCAAGCACCAGCGCACCCACAUCCACUGGCCGGGGCCGGGGGACUCUGGGGGCCCGCUGGCACCGGGGGCCGAGGGGCCGGGGAGCCGGUGUGGGGCAGGGAACCCUCCGGAAGAGGGGCGUGGGGAGAUGGCCAAAGUGAAGGUGGAGGUCGACCAGUAGUCUGGGAGAGCCGGCGCACGUCGCUGCAGGGGACGGGCGGGUGAGUGAGACAGGCCGGGGAGGACGAGGAGAGGUUCGGGGCAGAAUGACGUCACAGCACACAGAGAUGGCCACGCGCGGCCCGCGUGGGAGAGUGCACGGACAGCCGGGCUCAGGACGCUCACAAGUCACACAGCCCCUGCGUGAGGUUCGGAGAAAGGCACGGCAGUAGCCCUGCGGGUGCUAGGAACCUGGGCUGGAUGUCAUGGCCUCGUUCAGCUCCCCGACGGCUUGUCCUUGCGCAAGACAUCACUUGUCGAAGCAGAGCCUGGGCACUUCUUGGGGUGGGGGGAUCCAGGCUGGACCCUUUCACCUACCUCACUGGAUCACACUGACCCUAAGAUUGCCCACCUGUCCUCAGUCUGCCCGCUGGAUCCUCCGAUAAAACUGGGACCCUGUCUCCUCAAAGCCAGAGGGUCCCCAAGUCACAGUGUCAAGGAUGGAAGCCUGACCCUAAGGAUUUUGAUGCCCUGCUCCCAUGGUGGUCCCUCCCUAAGCCAGACUCCUCUUUCAAGACAACUAAAAAGCCAGCCCACGCUCAGCCAGCUGCUGCGCCCCUCCUAAAGCUCGGCUCAGAGCCUAGGGGCUACCAAGUAGCCCCCAGUGGAUCUAAUUCCCUCCAGUCCCAGUUGGGAGCAAACAGCUUACAGGCCAGUCCCAGGCUAUCCCGCGGAAGGGUUGGUGGAUGCCGAUGGAGCUGGCCUAGCCGGCCUGUGGUGGGUGUGGGGCAGGAGAUGAGUCAUGGCUGGGGGGGCAGAGGAGGG
Molecule: messenger RNA, 1864 nt
Organism: Dama dama (fallow deer)
Lineage: Eukaryota; Metazoa; Chordata; Mammalia; Artiodactyla; Cervidae
Gene: ZNF784
Product: zinc finger protein 784
Exons: 3
Coding region: 27-1061 (344 amino acids)
Biological process (GO): regulation of transcription by RNA polymerase II
Cellular component (GO): nucleus
Molecular function (GO): RNA polymerase II transcription regulatory region sequence-specific DNA binding; DNA-binding transcription factor activity, RNA polymerase II-specific
Source: RefSeq, a predicted model, not a curated record